AUGGUGCGUAGUAUCUCGCACACAGAGAAGCUGUUCAUUGGCGGAGAUUUCAAUGGCCAUAUUGGGGCUAGUGCUAGGGGUUGUGAUGAUGUGCAUGGCGGGUUCGGUUUUGGGGAUAGGAAUGAGGGAGGUAAUUCACUGUUGGAUUUUGCUAGGGAUUUUGAUUUGAUUAUAGCUAACUCGAGUAUUCCGAAGAGGGAAGAGCACCUGGUAACUUUUCGGAAUUCAAUGGGUAAGACUCUGAUUGAUUAUCUUCUCUACAGGAAAUGUGAUAAAGUCUGUGCACUGAUUACAAGGGUAGCUUCUAGAGAGGUCUUACGGGCCACGAAGGGCUCUCUCGGGGGUCAUAGAGGGGACUGGUGGUGGAAUGGAGAGGUCCAAGGUAAAGUGGAAACUAAGAAAGCUGCUUAUUUGAAGCUAGUAGAGAGUACAAACGAAGAGGAAAAAAGGACUUAUCGGGAGUGUUACAGAAAGGCAAAGAAAGAGGCAAAGUUAGCAGUUACGACGGCUAAAAAUGCGGCGUUUGCUCGUUUGUACGAGGAGUUCGGGGGCAAAGGCAGGGACAAGAAGCUGUACUGGUUGGCCAAGGUGAGGGAGAGGAAGGCCCGUGACUUAGACCAAGUCAAGUACAUCAAGGACGAGGAUGGAAAAGUAUUGAUGGACGAGGCACUUAUUAGGGGAAGAUAG
Messenger RNA from Nicotiana attenuata, 687 nucleotides. RefSeq lists its product as uncharacterized. The record is from RefSeq and is a predicted model, not a curated record. The transcript has 2 exons. Gene Ontology annotation, biological process: chromatin remodeling. The coding region runs from base 1 to 687 and encodes 228 amino acids. Lineage: Eukaryota; Viridiplantae; Streptophyta; Magnoliopsida; Solanales; Solanaceae. Gene Ontology annotation, cellular component: nucleus.